Exophiala bonariae is the source of this 1875-nucleotide messenger RNA. RefSeq lists its product as uncharacterized. The transcript has a single exon. The record is from RefSeq and is a predicted model, not a curated record. The coding region runs from base 1 to 1875 and encodes 624 amino acids. Gene Ontology annotation, biological process: glutamyl-tRNA aminoacylation. Gene Ontology annotation, molecular function: tRNA binding; zinc ion binding; ATP binding. Lineage: Eukaryota; Fungi; Ascomycota; Eurotiomycetes; Chaetothyriales; Herpotrichiellaceae. Gene Ontology annotation, cellular component: mitochondrion.
AUGAUCACAUCCUCCGCUUCCCCUGCCACUCGAUGGAUAUGCAGUUCCUGUCGCGCCACUGCCCACACUCGCCGGAGUAUCUGGGUCACACGUAAACAGCCUUCCCCCUCUGUGUCGGCCCGCAACUGCUCUACCACACCCUCUCUCUCGACCCCUACACCCUCCACCAAGCGAGGGAAGCUUCCAAUUUCCCCAGCUCGCACUCGUUUCGCUCCUUCUCCCACCGGCAAUCUCCAUCUUGGUUCCAUUAGAACCGCUCUAUUCAACUACUUAUUGGCAAAAGCCACAAAUGGUCAAUUCCUGCUUAGGAUCGAAGACACAGAUGCGAGAAGAACCAUUCCCGGAGCUGAGGAAAAGCUGUACGAAGACCUAAAGUGGGCCGGUUUGCAAUGGGAUGAAGGGCCUCUCGUUGGUGGUCCACACGGUCCCUAUCGACAGUCUCAGAGACUGGACCUCUAUAAAACUCAAAUCCAACUCCUUUUAAACUCGGGCCAUGCGUAUCGGUGUUUCUGUAGCCCCCAGAGACUGGAUGAACUCAACCGCAUUCGCCAUGAAAAAGGUCUCCCUCUAGGUUAUGAUCGGAAAUGUACCCACUUGGAAAAAGCGGAGGCCGAUGAGAGAGCAUAUGCCGGGGAACAGCACGUCGUCCGCUUCCGUGCCCCAAACAUCUGGCCCAGGUACAGGGACAUGGUCUUUGGCUCAAGCGGUCAUGGCCAGCACGCCUUCAGAAACCUAUCGCUUGAUGAACUCGUCUACGCAGAUGCAAUUCUGAUCAAGUCGGAUGGUUAUCCGACCUACCACUGGGCCAAUGUGUGUGAUGACCAUGAUAUGCAAAUCACCCAUGUCGUUCGUGGUUCCGAAUGGAUGUCUUCCACACCACUCCAUGUUGCUUUGUAUCAGUCUCUCGAUUGGACUCCCCCCAAAUACGCCCACGUUCCACUACUGGUUGACGAAAAAGGCCAGAAGCUGAGUAAACGCAACAUGGACACUGAUGUUGCCAACUUCCGCGCUAGAGGUUACCUUCCCGAGGCCCUCAUCAAUUUUGCUGCUCUACUGGGAUGGUCCCACCGACAAAAGAAAGAAAUCAUGAACGUCGAACGUUUGAUCGAGCUGUUCGAUAUGAAGCUCACCAAGGGCAACACCAUUGUUACUUUCAGCAAACUUGAUUAUCUUCAGAGUCAUCACAUGAGAGCGAAAAUCGAGGAGGGUGGUAAAGCUUUGGACGGAAUUGUCGGAGAUCUGGCCAAUGCUCUGAAUCAACAAUACGGGACUGAGAAAUUCCUGGCUUUCGCUGGGGGUCGGCCAUUGAAGGAUCUUCUGGAGAACAUGUUACGCUUGAAAUCCUUGGUUUAUUUAAAUCCCUCUGAUUUUGCCACUCGACUCUCUGCUUUCGUGCUCGGCCCGCCCAAAGUACUACCAGACUUGUCCAUCAGUUAUGGUCAACCCAAUAUGUUGCACCAUCUCCGUGUUGCUGCCUCCACCUUCAUGCUCAUACCGGAGGAACAGUGGACUGAAACCACCCACAGUGAAACCCUUAGACUGUUGGGGAAAUCACCUGACGAGACUGUCUCGGGUAAAACGUGGAAAGCGCUGCUGUAUGAGUAUCUCCGAUGGGCCUUGCUGGGCAGCACGUCCGGCCCACCAGUCUCACACAGCAUGGAGGUUUUGGGCCGUGACAUCUGCGUGACAAGGAUUCAGGAAGCCAAUCUACAAUCGAGAGAGAUGGAGAAGCGUUUGACGAAACUCAAGCUCGACGAGCAGGGGUGGAAAGGUGAUGCGGAUGGCAAGAGGCGAAUCGACAAGGAGUGGAAUGCCUAUACUCUUAAUGCCCAGGUGGAGGAGAAGAAAGACCCUGGACAACCAAUACCUACCUAA